Messenger RNA from Gongylonema pulchrum, 987 nucleotides. The record is from the annotation of a GenBank genome assembly. Lineage: Eukaryota; Metazoa; Nematoda; Chromadorea; Rhabditida; Gongylonematidae.
GGAGUGCUUCUGAAAGUUUCCACGCAGCUGGAGCAUCUGUGCCGCCUGAAUAUCGCGCAAGAACCAACACUACAUCGCAAAACCGGCAUCAUAUGCACUAUUGGCCCAGCAUGCAACAGUGUAGAGAAAUUAAAGAAGAUGAUCGCGGCGGGCAUGAAUAUCGCUCGGCUGAAUUUCAGCCACGGCAGUCACGAAUACCAUGCGCAGACAGUGGAGAAUAUUAGAGCAGCAAUAGAAAAUCCUGCCGAAACGGAUGUAGCAAUCGCUUUGGAUACCAAGGGACCAGAGAUCAGGACCGGGAUCAUUGAAACGGGGAAAAGUGACGAAGUGCUGCUGAAGAGGGGCAUGGAUUUGGUGCUCACAACAGAUGAUGCUUACAUGUCAAAAUGCACCACUGAGCGGAUUUAUGUGGAUUACAAAAACAUGACAAAAGUGGUGCGCCCGGGUUCCGUGAUUUACAUCGAUGAUGGCCUCAUCAUGCUUAUUGUAAACAAAAUUGAAGAUGAAUCGAUUUAUUGUAAAAUUGAAAAUGGCGGUUUAUUGGGCAGUCAGAAAGGUGUGAAUCUUCCGGGUGCACUUGUCGAUUUUCCAGCAGUCACCGAUCGCGAUUAUAGCGACUUGCAGUUUGCUGUCAAACUGGGUAUUGACAUCAUUUUUGCAUCAUUCAUCCGAAACGCUGAUGGAAUCCGUGAAAUACGUAAGGUGCUUGGCGAAAAGGGCAAGCAAAUCAAAGUCAUUGCAAAGAUUGAAAAUCAACAAGGCGUUGACAAUUCUGAUGAAAUAAUUCAAGAAGCCGAUGGAAUAAUGGUAGCUCGUGGUGAUCUGGGCAUUGAGAUACCACCCGAGAAAGUUUUUCUCGCCCAGAAAAUGCUAACUGCAAAGUGCAACUUAUACGGCAAGCCAGUCAUCUGUGCAACACAGAUGCUCGAAUCGAUGAUACACAAGCCAAGACCGACUCGUGCUGAAGAAAAUUUGCCUUUCGAUUAG